Molecule: messenger RNA, 1532 nt
Organism: Stegostoma tigrinum
Lineage: Eukaryota; Metazoa; Chordata; Chondrichthyes; Orectolobiformes; Stegostomatidae
Gene: ghitm
Product: growth hormone inducible transmembrane protein
Exons: 9
Coding region: 142-1188 (348 amino acids)
Cellular component (GO): mitochondrial inner membrane
Source: RefSeq, a predicted model, not a curated record
CUCCCCACGGCAUUCUCGGCCUUGUAGUGCCGCCACGGCGCAUGCGUCUACCCCCUGGAGAAGGUUCCGGAAAGAAGCCGACAGUGAGUGCGCAGCAACUGGAGCCGGAGAGUUACAAUCACUAUUACAUGCUGGGACAUCAUGUUCGCAGCAAAGUUCACCUGUCUGAGAAAUUUACCAGCCCUGAGCCUGAGGCCAGUUCUCACCCAAGGGGGUCCAGCAUGGAGGAGCUGCAACUUUAAAGGCACUCAGUGGCUUCUGCAGCCCAAACAAAAUUAUGCCACCAAGUCACGUGUUAACAUACGACGGACAAAAACAAUGCGUGAAAAGAUGAAGGAAGCAGUAUUCAGCCCUUCGUUGGAAACUGCAGCAAGAUUCGACUCCACAGGAAGAUUGCUUGUGGCUGGAGGAGCAGCUGUAGGUCUUGGGGCACUUUGUUACUAUGGACUGGGAAUGUCCAACGAGAUUGGAGCCAUUGAGAAAGCUGUCGUUUGGCCACAGUACGUGAAAGAAAGGAUCCGCUCCACAUACAUGUAUUUUUCAGGAGGUAUAGGACUCACAGCACUGUCGGCUGUAGCAAUCAGCAGAUCACCAGCAAUCAUGAAUCUCAUGAUGAAGAAUUCCUUCCUGGCAAUAGGAGCAUCAUUUGCAGCAAUGAUAGGAGCAAGUGUUUUGGUGAGGUCCAUACCCUAUGAAGAAGGGCUGAAUUCGAAGCACUUAGCCUGGAUACUGCAUUCGGGUGUGAUGGGAGCUAUGGUUGCUCCAAUGGUUCUUCUUGGUGGCCCCAUCCUAAUGAGAGCUGCCUGGUACACAGUAGGGAUUGUCGGUGGUCUCUCCACUGUGGCGAUGUGUGCCCCCAGUGAAAAGUUCCUGCACAUUGGUGGGCCAUUGGCUGUUGGUCUGGGAUUGGUUUUUGCUUCCUCUAUAGGCUCCAUGUUCCUGCCCCCUACCUCAGCAUUUGGCGCUGGUCUGUACUCUGUAGCUGUCUAUGGAGGCCUUGUCCUUUUUGGCAUGUUCCUGUUGUAUGAUACCCAAAAGGUGAUCAAACGAGCAGAGAUGUACCCAGUAUACGGCAUUCGAAAAUUUGAUCCCAUUAAUGCGUGUAUGGGGAUCUAUAUGGAUACAUUAAAUAUCUUCAUUCGAGUAGCAACUAUUCUGUCAAGCAGUGGCACUGGCAGGAAGAACUGAUGGGAAGAAAACUGGCUGAUUAAACUCAAGACUUUGUGAAUUUGCUCUCCACUAUUUUUAAGUUGCUGAACCAUCACUGUACCUGCUAAUCAGAGCCAAGUAUAAACCCUCUGCUGAAACAGCUCGCAAUAAAGGGACAGUGGCUUAACGUGGAUAUUCUUUGCACCUCGUUUGUUUUCCAUGAAGAAUAAAAUCAGUUAUAAUUGGGUAUAUUGAGUUCUAUGUAGGUCUGUGUGCACAGAGGUGAUCUUUAUAUUUUCAAGAUUUGAAAGCCAUUUUCAUGCACUUUCAAAGAUAACUUGCAUUUUUAUUGCUUCUGUUCAAUAAAGUUUUCUCAAAUGAAA